Psammomys obesus (fat sand rat) is the source of this 1522-nucleotide messenger RNA. It is a transcript of the gene Cdc42ep2, whose product is annotated as CDC42 effector protein 2. The record is from RefSeq and is a predicted model, not a curated record. Lineage: Eukaryota; Metazoa; Chordata; Mammalia; Rodentia; Muridae. The transcript is spliced from 2 exons. The coding region runs from base 373 to 1017 and encodes 214 amino acids.
CCCCAGUGCUCUACCCUAGCCGCGCAGCGCUGCAGCUUUGCCCGCGAGCCUCAAGCUUCUCAACACCGGACUAAAGGGAGAAUCUCAAAACAAGAGCAAAACACAUCACAUCGCUACUGACGAGACCUCACCGUUCUGCCUCCAGUUCUCCAAAAAGACUUUCAUCCAUUUGGGGAGGAAGUGGGGUGUAUUCACGCACCCUGUCCUUGCUGGUCUUUAACCUAACUUUUUCUAAUUCUUUGGGCCAACUCAGAUCACAUUUUGCCCUCUAAUCUUUGGUUUUUGACAAGCGUGGCCAUCAGCCCCCCACCCCGGAGCCAGUGUGGGCAGAAGGUAUUGGGAGGGUACUGAGGCCUGUGUGCUGAAGUCACCAUGUCCACCAAGGUCCCCAUCUAUCUGAAACGUGGCAGCCGCAAAGGCAAGAAAGAGAAGCUUCGGGACCUGCUGUCCUCAGACAUGAUCAGCCCGCCGCUUGGGGACUUCCGUCACACUAUUCACAUCGGCAGUGGCGGCGGUGACGACAUGUUUGGGGACAUCUCCUUUCUGCAGGGCAAGCUCCAUCUCCUUCCGGGAACAGCUGCGGAGGAGGCCGAGGAGGACGGCAGCUUUGACCUUCCCUUCCAGUUUACUCGCACUGCCACGGUGUGCGGGCGAGAGCUCCCUGAUGGCCUGUCGCCUCUGCUCAAAAACGCCAUCUCCCUUCCUGUCAUUGGUGGCCCCCAGGCCCUCACCUUGCCCACAGCCCAGGCUCCACCUAAGCCCCCUCGCUUGCACCUGGAGUCACCACAGCCUUCUCCAAAGUCCUCCCUGCCGGAGGCAGGAAAUGUGGACGUCUGGAGGAUUCCAGAGGCUGGCUUGCCCCACAAUGGGAUGAGCCCUGACCCAGAGGCCGAGGAGCCCUUCCUGUCCCAUGCGAGCUCCCUGCUGUCCCUGCAUGUGGACCUGGGGCCUUCUAUCCUGGAUGAUGUCCUCCAGAUUAUGGAUCAGGACCUAGGCCGUGUACAGAUCCCCACAUAGGACCCUUGGCUAACCGGGCAGGUCAUCCAGGCUGUGGUGAUGCCUAGAGACAUGUGUGGAUGUAGCCCUGAGUCAGGACCCCAGGUUCCACCUGUGGGUGCUGGCCAGUGGCUGGCAUUUUGAGCCUUUGUCUUCUUCCCACCUCCCAAUGGAGAGAGUGUAUCUUUGCUUUCAUCUCACAGUACCCACGGGGGACCCAUGCAGACGCUGUCCCAGAGACUCCUGAGACUCUUGGGUCAUUUGGACCCUCACUGCCAAUUGCCCCCUUUCCCUCAAGCCCCUCCGGGGAAAGGCUCUGCCGAAAUGGACCCUACCCCCUUCCCAACCACCCUUCACCUCAGCAUCAUUGGAUACCCUUCCCAUGUGUUCUUGUGUCUUGGUCUGGGAGCAUGGCAUCCAUAACCAGACCUGUCCUGCCUUAUGACCCAUCCUGUCCCCUCCUCACAUGACCGGGGGAUUCUGGUUGCAAUAAAACAUGCUGCUGCUGGUAGCUGAGCAUCCCGUA